AUGCAUUGUCCAUCUCUUUAUGCCUUGUCAACGCCAAACUUGUGUUUAAUAAGCACUACUCAAUCUCUAGUCCGAAGCCAUACCCAUGCAAUCCAGGUUCGGACCUGUACGGGCCGCCUGGCAUGAUCUGAAGCACGAUCUCAAAUCCACACAAUGGUUGCGCGGCUUCGGUUGGACCCUCGGCGUCUUCUGGCUCUUUGGUCUCAUCGUCAGCGCAAUCAUGGUUGGCAUGAUGUCUGCGUUUACCACGACUGAUUCUGCGUGCUUGCCGGACAGCAGUUUUAGCCUGCGGCCGGACACGUUCAGCAUGUGGUCUUCCACAGGCUUCUUCCAGAUUACCCUUGGGGGCGGGAAUCUAAGUUUUGCGCAGGCAAAGCUCGUGGAUAUCGUAUGGGAUAUUGGUAUCGGACGCGGCGGCCAGGUGAUUCUGGCAUUUAUAUCCUGGCGCGAAUUCGCACGGUAUUUGACAAUUUGUAUGGCGAGUGAGCCAGUCACAUAUCAGGUCUUCCGUGCCAUCUUUAUCGAGAACGACGCCUCUGUUCUCUCAACAUGCCGCACAAUUAAGAGCUUCAUAACGCAGCGUCGACUUAGGUCAAAAGUCGCUAUGGCAUUCAUGACCGCGACCAUGCUUUUCAUCCUCGCAUUUCCAACGCUGAUGAGCGCUAUGAGCGGCUAUGAUUCUAAUGUUUCGUCGAGAGUGCCGGACCUGAGCGAUAAUCUUGUUCCAUUUGGUAAUUUCUCGCGGGUACUUUAUUUUAUCCGAGAUGGCUCGAGAAUAAACGAAUCGGAUAACCUGUGGGUCUUGGAUAAGACUCUAGGGAAAGGAAGAGAUCCUGUAAUCGGUAAUGGAAGAAUCCAGCAGAGUGACCUAGCUUACAGAGUCUCUCUAUACGUCCAUGUAUAUGGCCUUGGUGGUGGACGGAAUGAGCCAUCGGACUUCCCUGGCCCGUCAUCCCCUUUCUCUUAUUCGGAUUCGUAUUGGGGCGGGACAAACAGCACACUGAAUCCACCAACACUCAAUAUCACUGCUUACACCCUUGAAGACACCAGAUUGAAGUCUUAUAACAUCUCCGGUGCACAGGGUAUGAGUUGGGUCAGAGAUGGCAAUCUCUUCAACCGCACAUAUAUUGAAAACAAAGGGCAGUGUCAAAACACAGGCACUUAUAGGUGGGGCUUCUCCUUCCUCCAGCUGUUCCUCUGCAUCAUUCUCCUCCUCGCGUGGACAAUCGGAAUCUAUAUAAUGUGGCUGUAUACGCACUAUACCCUCCUCUUGCACUCGCGCCUCUCAGAAGAAGUCUCCGGCGUGCACCGCGCCGUGCUCGAGCUAGCGGCUGCCAUGCAAUCCGAUCUUGAUAUCGCAGACCUUGAUGUCUCUUUGCUUCGUGAGAAACAGCUUGACGAACGGAUCAAGAAGGAGAUCAGCGGUGGGAGGGUUAGUUAUGCGUAUGCAGAAGAGAAGAAGGGGAUGUAUAGUAUUCGCAGGGGAAUGAGAGAAUGGUGGAGAAAGGAUAAGUGGUGGUUUGGGGCAAUGUUUUGCAUGUCGGUGCUUUGCUCGACGUGUUGGAUGGCGUGGAAUUGGUGGUUUUGGAUCUGGCUGUGGUCUAUUUGGCUCGGGCUUUUUUGGGCAUUUUGUAUUGGGACUACAACGGGUAGUCGAUUGCUCGUUCUUAUUUUUUGGGCCGUAUUUGGGGCGUUUGCUGUUGCGAUUUCUGCAAUGAUAAUUGCGAGGCAGGACAACGUUUACUACGGAUGAAGCCGAGCACAUGCUAGAAUAUUAUAGCUUUCAUUUCUAUGUCAUGACCAUGCGC
Bipolaris maydis ATCC 48331 is the source of this 1808-nucleotide messenger RNA. RefSeq lists its product as uncharacterized. NCBI's taxonomy places the organism in Eukaryota, Fungi, Ascomycota, Dothideomycetes, Pleosporales, Pleosporaceae. The record is from RefSeq and is a predicted model, not a curated record.